This is a messenger RNA of Fonsecaea erecta, 828 nucleotides long. RefSeq lists its product as hypothetical. The record is from RefSeq and is a predicted model, not a curated record. The coding region runs from base 1 to 828 and encodes 275 amino acids. The transcript is spliced from 2 exons. NCBI's taxonomy places the organism in Eukaryota, Fungi, Ascomycota, Eurotiomycetes, Chaetothyriales, Herpotrichiellaceae.
AUGCCGUCCAAAAUGAAGUCGCGCCCGCAGGUCUAUCCACGACUGGCUUUCCACCUCAUCCGCGCCAUCGCCUUCGUCAGUGCAUCGAUCGUCAGUGGCAUCCUGAUAUACUUUUGCAUGCAACUGCGUCACGAUGGGUUUAAGUUGCCCUGGACGUUUAUCAUUGUCCUCGCCUCGACCCUCCUCUCCCUCAUCUCCCUCACCCUCACCUCGUUCCUGUACACCUGCUUCUUCCUCUCGCCGCUGUUCAACCUGAUUCUCAAUGUCACCAUCUUCAUCAUCUGGGUGGUUGGGUACAGCCUGUUGACGUGGAACAUGUACGGUACCCUGGGCCACAGCUGCUCGCGCGCCAACUGGGCCUCGGACGACGGCAUGAUGAUCUGCCGCAUCUACAAGGCGCUGUACUCGUUCGAGGUGUUCGGCCUGCUGGCCCAGAUCGCCUUGAUCGUGUUGGACGUGCGGACCCGGCGCGCGCAGACGGCGUUGGGCAAGUACAACCCGAUGGCUGUCGGUGCUGCCGGGGCGAGAGGCGGAGCAGAUGUGAAACUGGACGACCUGAACAGACACUCCGGGUCGGGACUGCUCGGCGGCCACGAAAGUUCCCAGGACGGACUGCCCUAUGGCAUCGGAGAUUACAACAGCCACUCCGCCCACGAGUCGAGAUUAGGCUUGAGGGACAACGCUGCGCACACGGACUACAGCCACGGCCAAUCCGGACAGGUCAGGGUGGACGAUUUCAACAGCUCGACCAGCAGUUUUGGAUAUAACGCAUACGCCCCACACACUGGGUAUGCCAAUGGCGGGUACGGAUACGAACCCCAGCGAUGA